GCCGAGGCUGUAUGUCAUGUGUUUGUCGUGUAACUUGCAGUGUUGCAUUACCAAUUUUGAUGCUUUGUAAUGAUAUCUUCUGUGCUCUAGCCUACAGCUAUGCAUACAUGUAUACAGCACCAGAUGUAGCAAAGACAGACAAAAGUUUACAACAAGACUCUCUCUCUUCUGUACUACAAACGGCCUGAAGAGCAGGGAUGUUACUUCCUUACCGACAUGGUCCCUGAAAUGUUUUCUCCCAUGGGCUUAGGAGCUCUCAUGAUUGGUCACUCAAAUGGAGAAUGCAUGGGACUGACGGUUUGCAAUGGCAUGACAUACACUAAAACUGUGAUGAGAAAUGGAAUGAAGACAGACGUUUGGGUUAUCGAGGCUGGGAUUGAUGACAAUGGGACUGUCUAUGUUGAUGCUAACACAGAAAUUCCAUAUGAAUCAGUUUGGGACCAUCGAGGCCACCACUCACAUUUUCCAUCUAUGCACACAGUUGCACACACCAUCAUCACUCCUGGAAUGCCAAAAAAUCCAAUUCAACUGCCAAAAGGCUGGGAGCAAGCGUGUGGUCAUUUUCUUAACCCAAGAGUUAAUAUUACAAGUGUGGGCACACAAGGUGCAUUUAUAUCAACACCGAAAGGCAGUGCUGUGGUCACAUUCAACUUAUAUGACAAACCUCUAUGGGGUAACACAACAAUUACACUCACACCAAACUCAACCGAAUGCCUUGACUGUAUUGAAGUCAAGCCCGAUCACCUUGUCUUUACGCCUAAAAACUACACUCAAUUUCAGGAAGUUAAGUUGAUCUACAAGAAGGAUGGAGUCGUAAGCAUUGAUAUGAAAGCAUCGAAGGAAUAUCACUAUUUGGUCUAUCCUCACUACCUUCGUGUCUGUGCUUGUUCGGGUGGUGCUACUAACGUCACAUUUCAUGGAUCACUUCAAAACACUAGCUGUCCCUGACAAUGAACGAUUGACUGACUUCCUAGGAUGUUGAUGGCUGCUGCAAUGAGCAAAGCAGUGGCUUGCUGUUUGUUAAUUGGUUUUAGUAGUCACUGCUGAAUGGAACUAACAGUGCAGUAGAUUGUUGGUGUUUUAGAAUAAUUUUGUUGUUGCUCUAGAGCUGGUGAAUCACAGAAAAAUAUCACCAGAU
Corticium candelabrum is the source of this 1138-nucleotide messenger RNA. RefSeq lists its product as uncharacterized. NCBI's taxonomy places the organism in Eukaryota, Metazoa, Porifera, Homoscleromorpha, Homosclerophorida, Plakinidae. The coding region runs from base 217 to 948 and encodes 243 amino acids. The transcript is spliced from 2 exons. The record is from RefSeq and is a predicted model, not a curated record.